AGGCGCAGCCGCCCGGGAGUCCGGCCAACGGUCCCGGAGACUGCGGUGGCGCCCGAGCCGCUGCUGCCACUGCCACCGCUCGCCAUGGGCCCGGGUCCCCGGCUGCUGCUACCUCUCGCGCUCUGCGUGGGGCUCGGCGCGCUCGUGCCUUCUGCGGAGGCCUCGCGCGUCGGCAGGCGAGGCCCCUCGGUGACGGCCAAGGUCUUCUUUGAUGUGAGGAUCGGAGACAAAGAUGUUGGCAGAAUUGUGAUUGGCCUCUUUGGAAAGGUUGUGCCCAAGACUGUGGAAAAUUUUGUCGCUCUGGCCACAGGCGAGAAAGGCUACGGAUAUAAAGGAAGCACAUUUCAUCGCGUCAUCAAAGAUUUCAUGAUUCAAGGAGGAGACAUCACCAGUGGGGACGGCACCGGCGGUAUAAGCAUUUAUGGUGAGACAUUUCCAGAUGAGAACUUCAAACUGAAGCAUUAUGGCAUCGGGUGGGUCAGCAUGGCCAACGCUGGGCCUGAUACCAAUGGCUCUCAGUUCUUCAUCACCUUGACCAAGCCCACCUGGUUGGACGGCAAACAUGUGGUAUUUGGAAAAGUCCUUGAUGGAAUGACAGUGGUCCACUCCAUAGAACUGCAACCAACUGAUGGGCACGACCGUCCGCUCACCGACUGCACCAUCGUCAGCAGUGGCAAGGUAGACGUGAAGACACCCUUCGUGGUUGAGGUCCCUGACUGGUGAUACAACGGGCAGAAAACAAAGAACACGCUCUGGCAGGGAUGCGUGCAUGUGUGUGUGUGUGUGUGUGUCUUUUGAUUCUCCAAAGUUAUUGUUUGCCUUUCUGUUUUGUUUUGGUUUGUUUUUACUUCUGUUUUCUACCCCCGAUCACAGGGAAGUUCAGAACAUCAGCCACUCAGUGUUUACUUUGCAUGAACUGCAGUAAAUCACUUGCCUUGGGACUUUGCACUUAGAAGACUUAUCCUCUUUCUCCAAUGGUGCUAUUUUUAAACUAGAAGACUUUGGAUGAUCUCUUUUCUUUCUAUGAGCACAAUCAUUAUUCUGCUGAAUUAAAUGUGAUCCUCAGGUUGAGGGAUGCUGAAGAUUUGUCUGAAGAAGAUGGGGACAUGAAGUUUGUUAUUUUAUAUUCAAACAAAUUCUCUGCAGGUAAAGAGAGAUGUGACUAGUGCAAUCAGAUAUAUGUCAUCAGGACUUUUACCUGGUGGAAGGUGCUUCUGUGUUCUCUAUAUUAAAUGCUUUUUAUAUAGGUCAA
Neofelis nebulosa (Clouded leopard) is the source of this 1252-nucleotide messenger RNA. RefSeq names its product peptidylprolyl isomerase C (gene PPIC). The transcript has 5 exons. Gene Ontology annotation, molecular function: peptidyl-prolyl cis-trans isomerase activity. Gene Ontology annotation, cellular component: intracellular membrane-bounded organelle. Bases 85 to 723 code for a protein of 212 amino acids. The record is from RefSeq and is a predicted model, not a curated record. Gene Ontology annotation, biological process: protein peptidyl-prolyl isomerization; protein folding. Lineage: Eukaryota; Metazoa; Chordata; Mammalia; Carnivora; Felidae.